GCGGGGGAGGCGGCGGCGGGGCCGGCAGGGGAGCGCCAUCCCCGCGGCGGCCGCGGCCGCCCGUUCCCCGCGGCGGAGCAGGAGGAUGCGGCCCGGCGCCGGGCUCUGAGCGAUGGAGGGGGUCCUGUACAAGUGGACCAACUACCUGGCGGGGUGGCAGCCUCGGUGGUUUGUUUUAGACAAUGGGAUAUUGUCAUACUAUGACUCCCAGGAUGAUGUUUGCAAAGGCAGCAAAGGAAGUAUAAAGAUGGCUGUGUGUGAAAUAAAAGUUCAUGCAACAGACAACACGAGAAUGGAGCUAAUCAUCCCAGGGGAGCAGCAUUUCUAUAUGAAAGCAGUUAAUGCAGCUGAAAGGCAAAGAUGGCUGGUAGCACUGGGGAGUGCAAAAGCCUGUUUAGCAGAUACCAGAACAAAAAAAGAAAAAGAAUUAAGUGAGACCAGCGAAUCUCUUAAAACCAAAAUGUCCGAACUUCGUCUCUACUGUGAUCUUUUAAUGCAACAAGUUCAUACAAUACAAGAAUUUGUUCACCGUGAUGAGGCUCGCUCUCCUCCCAGCAUUGAGAACAUGAAUGAAGCCUCUUCCUUGCUUAGUGCCACAUGUAAUACAUUUAUCACAACACUUGAAGAAUGUGUGAAGAUUGCUAAUGCCAAGUUUAAGCCAGAAAUGUUCCAACUGCCUCAUCCCGAUCCCUUGGUUUCUCCUGUGUCACCAUCACCUAUUCAAAUGAUGAAGCGUUCCAUUAGCCACCCUGGUCCUUGCUAUUCAGAAAGGAUUAAUCACUCUGUAAAAGAACCAGGUUCAUCUGUUCACCGAUUUUCUCAGCGACGCAGAAGAACAUACUCGGAUACAGAAUCUUACAGUGAUACACCUUCUGAAGAUUCUCAGAGAUCUACUCACUGUUCUAGAAGUGCUGUCAAUGGAGAUCUGGUAUCAUCAACCAUUCCUGAAGAAAAUAAAUCAGUGUCAAAGGAAAGAUCUGAACUGGAAGAGACUCUUUCAUCCUUUUCCUCGUGAAGCAACUGAAAGUAUUAAAUUUUCUAUAAAUAAUGCUAUGCAAAAGCUGCUGUAAUUAUACUGUUGUUAUAGGAAGUAGUAAUUUCCCUUUUUAGAAGGAUUUCUCUGCACUUUAUAGAAUAACAUAAAAACUAUCUUUGAAGUGUAUUUUAUCUUUAUAUAGUUUAUUUGCAAGAGUAUUUUCCUAAUAUUUCACAGGUUGAAUGUGCAUUUUUUGGAACAAAUGAUGGCUUUAACAGAUAAGCAUCCACAUUUGUAAACGUAGCUCUUUUUAAAAAGUGUGAAGGUCUGACUGAUAUGUUAGUAAACAUGCAUUAUAAACUUCAGCAAAAAGUUUUCAUUUUUUUGGAGAAAAUGGGACUUGUGCCAUGGGCCUCUUGGUCAUUUGUACCAGGUCAUCCACCCAGAGCUGUGAUUGGCCCCACAAUGGCUUUUUUUGCCAGUGUAAGGGCUGUGGGAAUGGGCACUAAUGGGUCUGUUCUAGCAGCUUGACGGUAAUUGACAUUGCCGCCUUUAAAAACACAAGGAUAUACAUAAUCCAGUCCUUAUUUUUAGCCAAUGAAAGUAGAAAUAUUUAGUGUAUUUUUCUAAACAAAUGUAUAAAAAUAACUUAAUAUGAAGUAUUUGUACCAAACAUGGGAUAUUUAAUAAUUGUUAUUUAUUUAUUCUUUUUUGCAUCAAAAAUUUCUACCUACUUUCAGUACUAAAGAUCUGAAGAUCUACUAAAGGCUUCAAAAUGUGCAUAAAUUGUUUCUGGGGUGUGUAGUAUCACAAGUAGUUAAUACAGCACCGUUAAGAUUUACUCUGCCUACUUAAGAUGUGUUUUUAGCAAAGUAUUAUAGAAGCAAGAGCUAAAAUGUUAGACUGUUUUAAGCUGCUGUUGUAAUGAAUAUUUGUAUCUCUACGUGUUUUAUUUAUGACAUAUUUAUACAAUAGGGAGCUUCUGUUUUUGUGACUCUUUUAUAUCAUUUGAGGAUGGUAUACACCAGAAGAUGGAUUCUGCUCUCAGUUACAUCAGUUUAAAUUUGCAUUAAUUGUAAGCGAGGUCAGAGUCUGACUCUCUUAAUAAUUAAUUAGUAAUAUAGUAUAACAGUGCCUACUAGCACUUUGGUCCAGAAGGUUGUUAAUGUUAGCAUUGUAAGCUUUUGGGGAUUUUGGGUGUUUGUUUAGGGAUAAACUUGGUCUAUAAAGUCUUAGCUGUAGAGCACUUUAAGCAAGCCAUUUACUCUUUUUGAUUUACACAAUUGCUAAAAGUUGUACAGGGUUUUUUGCACUCAAGCACAUACCAAAAUCUGUUUUUAUAAUCAGAUCUUCUUUAAUUUGGUUUAACUGGUCUUCCUUUUGUGUAUAUAAAUAAUUUGGUUGUUUUGAAGCAGGCUGGAAAGGAGAGAUGGGAAGGGGAGCUUUCCUUACAAAUUUUUGGAAUGUUGAUUUAUCUAAAUCAAAAUAGGUCCAAAUGUUAGAGAAAAACAUAAGAGCUGUUGCCCACAUAUAAAAUGCCAGUUUAUAAACCAUUAUGCCGGGUUCAAGUGGGAUGGAAUGGUUUGUAGAAGGGAUUUGUGGAUACCAGCUCAGAGCAGUCAUUUGUGCUCAGUUCUGUCAGUUUUCAUACAAACUAUAAUAUGCAUAUCAGCCACACAUAUGCUUGUACAUUUUUUCUGAAUGUUUGCUUUAAUGUAUUCUGUAUGACAUGACAAUUGUUAAAAAAAAAAAAAAGGUAUUAAAAAAGAUGUUCAGAGAAGUAAACUACAUAUUGCAGUGAGAGUGUUGUCUUGAAUAAUAUGCUGUCUUAGAGCUGCUUUUUGAAAUUUCACUUAGGUUUCUACCAGCUUGUAUAGUGGUAAGUAUAUGUCACACUGACAGAUUUUUUUGUUUGGAUUUCAACUACUAUGAAGAAAAGAGUUUGGACUUCAAGUUGUGCAAAAAACCUGAGACAGUGCAUGUAGUAGUAAAUAACAGUUUUAAACACUGCUAUAAUAUGAAAGUUGUAGUGAUCAGAUUCAAGCACAAAAUUUGCAUGUAAUUACUUCAGCACUGUUUUGGGUUUCUCCAGGGCACCAAAACCAUCAUUUCAGCUUUAUAUAUGUAUGUGAUAUGUUCCUGGUAAGGUUAAAUCAGCUUUUUAGAUAUGACUGUGCCAAACAUUCUAAAAUGUAUUUCAGUGAAAUCAGUGAAGAUGAUAUGCUGUGAUACUUUAGGCAUCUGGGGCUAGGAAGUAAUUUCUGGAAAUGAUACUUAUGUGGAUGUUCUCACAUUUUCAUUUCUAAGUUUAGGGAGAGCUUAUCAGGAAUGCCUAAUUGUAUCACUCUUUAUAGUAGAGAAUGAGAGCUGAACUUCAAUAUAGAAUAUCAAAACUUCUAGUUUUGAUCUCAUGUGCUUCUGAAGAGAUCAGUUGGAAAUUAUUUUUUUAAAAUAGUAUUUAUCACUUAAAGAGUAUAAGCAUAGUAUAUCUAUUUAGGUGAAAAGUGAUAACUUCUAAUUUGUAUAUCUAAAGUUUCUAACUUCAGAUAAGUAGAAAUGGAAUUCUUAGAAAUUACCAGCUUACAGUAUAAUGAAUUAAUGCUCAGGCAUGCAGUGAUUUGGAGAGCUGUGAAUACUGAGAUUACAACGUUCAGGGGCUUUACUGUAAAUAAUAAUUCAGCUUCACUUUUUUAAACUUUUUUUUCCUCAGAGAAAGCAAUCUUUGGGAUAAGAAUACUUCAGAGGUUGCUUCUGCAUAUAUUUUUUUACUUCAUUUAUUUAAAAAUUGAAAUCUAUUUGUGUAUCUAUUAAGGUUAUUUGCACAAAUUAGAAACCUAAAUUUUGCUCUUUAUGCCCCUCUCAGUUUAAGUAUUCUAGUAUAGCUGUUGUUCCUGCCAGUAUAUAUUAGAAACUUUUAAAAGGGGUGUAAUACCUGAAUAAAGGAAAUGUCUGUGUCUGAAAACUAACUAGAAUGUGGUAAAAUGAAUCUCUCAGUGUUAUUAUGGCUAUCCACUGUCACAGUUAUUUUUCUCAGGCUGCCACAUAUGAAGUGUUAGUAGAAAAUGUCUAGCUCUAUAAUAGGAUUUAUACAGCAGCUCACAGAGCUUUGUUAAAACGUUUUUCGUUAUGCAUCAACACCCAGGAAACAUGAACACCAAAUGCCUUCAUAGACAUAACAGUGGCAGUAUAUUCUAACUUUCUAACUAACUCUGCAAUAGAUUUAAUCUUUAAAGAGAGCAAAUACCAACUUGUAAAAUUAGAAGUCCCAAUAUUUGACCUGAAUAUAAGAAGUAAAAAUGUUUAUUUGUUUCAUUCAGAGACUGCCUAACCUAUUGUCUCAAAAAAUGUUAUUCUUUAGGGAAGUGUUCCGUGAAAUGGAAUAUUGAAGCUCUAGGCUGUGACUUUAGCAAUGUCACUCUGUAUUAGCAUUCGCUUAGUGGUCUUGUGGAAAAACACUGGCUCAGCUGGUUGGCCUGUAACAUUAUCUAUUAAAGCCGUGUUUCAGCAAAGCCUGUAUUUUAAAUCCUAUUUUUAGUCAUGUAAGUGACUCAUCUGCCUAAAGUUAGGUGUGCUUGCUUAAGCAGUGUGCAGAGUUGGACCAGAGAGAUACUGACAGAAUGAACUUGCUUACACUGCCACACCAGUGUGCUUCUCUCUAUCAAGUAAGUAUAUCUAAUACUCAAAAGAGACCAUGUAAGACUGAGAUUCCAGUAGCCUUUGUGAAGAGUCCAUCUGCAGAUCCUGGCUGUCACUAUUUCUUUCUUCUGCGGUGACCAAUUGACCAAUAACUAGAGGAUUUUUAGUGUUAAUUUUAUUACAUACCUGUGUACACGAGUUAGUUGUUGGUUAAACAAGACUGUACCUAUGUAUUUUUGUGUCUUGUACUGACUUUGUUGGUUGAGGUUUUUUUAAAUAUCUAAUGAAAUGAGAAUUGGAAACUCUC
Myiozetetes cayanensis is the source of this 4919-nucleotide messenger RNA. RefSeq names its product pleckstrin homology domain containing A3 (gene PLEKHA3). Bases 113 to 1015 code for a protein of 300 amino acids. The transcript has 8 exons. Gene Ontology annotation, cellular component: trans-Golgi network; early endosome; recycling endosome. Lineage: Eukaryota; Metazoa; Chordata; Aves; Passeriformes; Tyrannidae. Gene Ontology annotation, biological process: retrograde transport, endosome to Golgi; endosome organization; receptor recycling. The record is from RefSeq and is a predicted model, not a curated record.